Messenger RNA from Photinus pyralis (common eastern firefly), 1454 nucleotides. RefSeq lists its product as uncharacterized. Lineage: Eukaryota; Metazoa; Arthropoda; Insecta; Coleoptera; Lampyridae. Gene Ontology annotation, cellular component: membrane. The record is from RefSeq and is a predicted model, not a curated record. The transcript has 4 exons. Bases 230 to 718 code for a protein of 162 amino acids.
CGUAGUAAGCAAAUCGCUUUCGAAUUUGACUUUUCGAAAUAUCGAUUACUCCUAUCGGUCAGUUAAACAAAACGCACGCAUUCUAUAUUCGGUCGUAGAAGAAAGAACAGUGUUCCCGACUUCUAAAUUUAACUUUUCUUCCGUUUCGAAACUUUCUUACAAAAAAUUGAAAAUACAAGAUUGUUUUAUAUAAUCUCCUUUACAGCUGUUUUAUUGAAAACGCGCCAAAAUGUCUCACACCGUUACCGUAACGAGGACCACGACAACAACUACUACCUCAGCACUUAUCCUCAACAUUGGAUACCUGAAAACAUGGCCUGGGAUUUUCAAACUAUUCCAACUGCUGCUAGGAAUUGUGAACGUCGGUUUGGUUGGAUACUAUUACAAUGAAAGGUUCAUCACCGUUCCAGCAACGUUUUUCCUAUUGAUGGCAGUGACUUUCUUGGUCGGCACAUUUUUAAUAUUGCUAUCCUGUUUAGCAUCAAUAUCAACAGCAUCUAUCAUUGCCAAAACUUUUUACGAAUUUAUAUACCACCUGUUCGCUUUUAUACUGUACCUAGCGGCAUCUUUAACACUUCUUGUUCAUGUGAACCAGUACAAACGAUCCUACUACUACAUCUAUGACGAAUACACCGCCGCUUCUGUUAUCGGCUUAAUCAUCUCGAUUUUGUACUUGCUCAGCGCAAUCUUUGCUUACCGCAGUUAUAAAUCCGUAUAAGACGCCAUCGAUUUAAAUUAAAAUACUUUAUUGCUUAAGGCGACUAAAUUUAAGUUCGUUUUAUAAUGUCGAGUUAAGUUUUUGUUUUUAACAUAAGUGUAGGUAUUAUAUUAUUAUUUGCGAUAUGUGUUACAAGAGAAUUGCUAUAGGAUGUAGUUAAAAAGUAGUCAGUGCUUUUAGUAUUAAACGAGGAAAUAUUGUGCAAGUGCGCUUUGUAUAAAAGAAAAAUUAUAAAAGAAGAAAAGAAAUAUUUUAAAUCAAACUGCCUAAAGUGAGAUAUUGAUAUUAUUUAUUCUCUAUACAGAACUAUCUUUAUGCACUGUUAUACACAAUUAUAAUAUAUUUUAUUUUUAUGUAUAGUUUACUAUAGCAUUGUUAUAUUUUUGUAUAAUACAAGUUCAUUUAUAGAUAUACCUUUUAUUCUUGCAAAAGGUUUAUAAUAGUACAAAAUUAAGUCCACUAGUUUGAUGUUUUAAUAAAUUUGUGCGGAAUAUUGGAGACGUCUGUUUUUUGGAAAAGCUCAGGGAAGGAAUGACGUUAGCUUCUUUAGUUUUACAUAGCCCCCCUCCUCUUACAGAUAAUAAAAAUAUCAUUAAAUAUUGUGAGUCAAUGUUGCCAGUGUUGCAUUUAUUGUGCCUUAGUGUUUGCACAUCUUGUAUAGAUCCUUAAGUUAUUCUCGAUUUUAUAUUGUUUAUCCACUGAACAGAUUUUAAUAAAUUUAUUUCGCAUUUUUGCA